Messenger RNA from Sorex araneus (European shrew), 5664 nucleotides. It is a transcript of the gene WNT10B, whose product is annotated as Wnt family member 10B. Gene Ontology annotation, cellular component: extracellular region. NCBI's taxonomy places the organism in Eukaryota, Metazoa, Chordata, Mammalia, Eulipotyphla, Soricidae. The record is from RefSeq and is a predicted model, not a curated record. The transcript has 6 exons. Bases 3328 to 4503 code for a protein of 391 amino acids. Gene Ontology annotation, molecular function: cytokine activity; frizzled binding. Gene Ontology annotation, biological process: canonical Wnt signaling pathway; multicellular organism development; cell fate commitment.
GCCAUACCUGGCAAUGCUCAGAGGUUACUUCUGGCUCUGAACUCAGGAAUCACUCCUGAAGGUGUUCAAGGAAUCAUUUAGGAUGCCAGAGAUAGAACCCAGGCCAGCCACGUGCAAGGCAUGAACCCUACCUGCUCUAGCCUAUAUCUGUUCUUUAAAAAUAAAAAAAAAAAAUUACCACUCCUGGCAGUGCUCAGGGGACCAUUAUGAUGCCAGAGAUUGAAUCUGCAAGGCAAAUGCUUUGAUCUCUAUUCUAUCUCCUUGGAUCCUGCUUUGUUUUCCAUUUUUUUCUUUCGGGUGGGCGGUGAAGGAAGUUGGGUCACACCAUUGUGAUACUUGGGAAACCAUGUGAUGCUGAGCCUCCUUAGCAAUUUGAUACAUUUUCCUGCCCUACUUAAUUUUAUUAUUUUUGGGGAGGGGCCACAUCUGGUGGUGCUCAGGAGUUACUCCUGGCUCUGUGCUCAGGGGAUCAUAUGGAAUGCCGAGAACUGAACUCAGGUCAGCCGCAUGCAAGACAAAUGCCCUACCCACUGUACUAUCGCUCUAGUCUCCUGCCCUCCUUUAUUCUUUAUGUGUCACUUUUGACCUUUAAAUGUAAAAGUUAGGGAUUGGUCAACAGGCUAAGCACUCUGCGUGCUGGAGGCCUGGGUCCACUCCCUGGCACCACCUGGUCCCCAGAGACCCAAGCACAGAGUUGGGAGUAGUUCUUCAAUACUUUCUGUGUGGUCAAACAAGCAAAAACAUAAUAAUAAACUCUUGACUUAAAAAACUAGUAGCAAACCACUGCCAACCACCACUUAGGACUAGGAAAAAGGGAAGAUGUUGGCGGGGAAAAGAGGCGUCUAUUACCUUGAAGAGGAACAGUGCUGAGAUCGUGGGUAGGGGAGCCUGUGUUCCUCCGACGAACCAGCAGGCGGCACUGUCUCCUUGGGCUGGAAGGCAUCGGCGCUGCCGAGUUCUGUCUAGGUGGUAAUCCCACAGAUUUGCUGGGACCAGCUGCUGAAAGUGGGGUUUUCCCUAGCACUGUAAGACUUCGACCCGUUGGUGCCUCCAGGUGGUGGCCGUCGGCGCUGCAGCAGAAGAGGCGUGAGAGGAGAAGGGUGGGCAGCACAGCUGAGCUACCCGCCGCCGGCGCAUCCAUCCCUCCCGGGCCUAUAAUUUGGGUUCCCCGGGCCUGGCCGCCCCUAUCAGUGGCUCAGCAAUCGAUGAGUCACCCGGGACCCUGGGCCAAGGCAAACAGGGGGUGGGGAGGAGGUUCCCAAGGCUGUGCGCAGCUUUGGCCACCGCCUCGGCUUGCUCGAGUUCCCCCAUCUCCCGGGGCCCCCGCUGGCCUUUUUGCCCCCACCUUCCAGGGCCCCCAUGUUUCCCUAGGUCCUGCUACUACAGCCCUCAAGAUGGGAGGGAGCCCUUCAUCCUAGAGGCGAAGGGCACCCCCAGCUCCCACCCCUGCCCUGAAAGAGUGACAGCCCCAUACUUUCCCCCUCUUGUCAAGGCCCCAGUGCUUGUCAAGGUCUCUCUGGUUCCCGCCCCUCCCCUUUCCUGGAGCGGGCCGCGUGCUUGGGGUAUUAGGCAAUGGGUGUGUACCCACAGCCUGCUCCAGGCCCCGCCUGCCCCACCACCCUCCAGCCCUGCGGGUCAGUGCUCAGGCCAAUCGGUCGGGCAGAGGGCAUUGCGGGCCAGCAGAGGCCACCCAGGGUGCCUGCCUGUGGCGUCCCCCAGAAUUGUGCAGGGAGAGGGAAUGGGAUGUGGGACAGGGUCAGGGAGAAGCUGGAAUCUACCGGGCUAGUCCUGGGCCCUCCUUGGCACUUGACCACGCCUGACAUGGGUAGGAGUGGAAGAAACAUGAAACCCAAGGGAGACUCAGACACAUGUGGGCAAACAUAAAUGUCUGAGAGGUGCCCUCUGGGUACAAGAAACCUCAGCCCCCUGUCCUCCACCCUGGGUGGAGUCCAGACUGCCAUGCAGAAAGGACAAGGAGCACUGCAGGGAACACCCCAUCCGAGCUCCUGAGACAGGCUUGCAGAUUCGGGUGCGCUCGAAAGCCACGUGUGGGUUGUUUCUUGGCACCAGGGUGUCUCGUCCUCCCUGCACCACUGAUGGAGAGGCAGGAAAGCAGAGGAGCUGCCUUCUGUGGUCACAACAGCCCCUGUCAGGGACCAUGGCACUUGCCCCUUCCCAGCCUGCUCACGUCCUGGUGCUCAAAGUGCUUCCUAAUUCCCCCUCUAGAUGUCUGUCACUGAUCCGUCAAGUUGCUCUGCUCCCUUCAGCUGGGGCAGGACCUGCUGCAGAAGAGCCUGGCCUCGCCGGAGGCACGGCCACCGCCAGGAAGAGAUGACCAUGGCUGUGGGUUUCAGGCCCGUGGCUGCUUCCCCGGGGGUCUGUUUCUGAGUCAAUGUGCCAGGCUUGGGAGCACGGGGCCAACUGUGCCUUGGACUGCGGUCUGGCAGGGGUGGGGGGCGGCUGGGAGGCUUGGGGCCCCUCUCUGGCAAAAAUAGCCCACAGUGGUUGGAGCGGGAGGGUGAGUCAGGCAGGAGCACAACGGCAUCUAACCCCUUCACUGCCGCUGGGGCUCCCUCAGGCCGGCUGCCUGGGUCUCUGCACCCAGAGCAGACUCUCCUCAGCUGUCCGCAGUUUGAGAUCCGGUAAAGCCAGUCUGCGGAGCUGGAGCCUCUCUGUGGGCUGUCUGAAGUGCGGAGCUGGAGUCCUGGAAAAGGCAGAGACCUCUGUGGGCAGGGAAGCCUGUGAGCUGAGGAAAUCGAAGGGCAGGCUGAUGGUCUUUGGGGCAACCCAGUCUCUGCGAGGGAGAACUCUGAGGCCAGAGCUGACCCCUCCCAAGGGGCAGGCGCAGAGCUCAGAGGUGGGUGGAAGUUUCUGAGCGUCCUGCUUCUGCUGCCAGCCCCAGUGUCUGGCACGGGAAACUCUCCAGCCACCGUCCAAUGCCUGAUCAGCAAUCAGCUCCAUCUUCACUGGACUGGAGGUGCCCUCCAGCCACCCCUGCUCUCCAGGGGAAACUGAGGCAGAGAGAAGUGAGAAAAGUCUUGGCCACUUGCACCAAUUCUUGGUUCUCUAACAUGGGCCAGUGCAUCCUUUCUGCAGCCUUGACAACCACAAAGCAGCGGCCGCUGGGGAAGCGGCGAAGAGGAGUGGCCCUGCCCUGGAAGAAUGCGGCUCUGCCGUGGGGGCAGAGCCCAACGCAGCCUCCCCAGGAUCUGAGCAGCUCGAGCUGAGCCCGGGCCACCCGGCCGGGUGGAGCUGGACCCCGCGCCAGAGCCGCGGGGCGGCUGGAGGCCCUGCUCCGGCAGCGCGGGGCCCUCGGCGGGCUUGGCCAUGCCCGGGCUGGAGGGGCCCCGGCCGCGGCCUCCGCCUUCGGGUCUCGCGGGUCUCCUGUUCCUGGCGCUGUGCAGUCGGGCCCUAAGUAAUGAGAUCCUGGGCCUGAAGCUGCCCGGGGAGCCGCCGCUGACCGCCAACACCGUGUGCCUGACGCUGUCGGGCCUGAGCAAGCGGCAGCUGGGCCUGUGCCUGCGCAGCCCCGACGUGACGGCGUCGGCGCUCCAGGGCCUGCACAUCGCGGUCCACGAGUGCCAACACCAGCUGCGCGACCAGCGCUGGAACUGCUCGGCGCUCGAGAGCGGCGGCCGCCUGCCGCACCACAGCGCCAUCCUCAAGCGCGGUUUCCGCGAGAGCGCUUUCUCCUUCUCCAUGCUGGCUGCGGGGGUCAUGCACGCGGUCGCCACGGCCUGCAGCCUGGGCAAGCUGGUGAGCUGCGGCUGUGGCUGGAAGGGCAGUGGCGAGCAGGGCCGGCUGCGGGCCAAGCUGCUGCAGCUGCAGGCGCUGUCUCGGGGAAAGAGUUUCCCCCACUCCCUGCCCAGCUCAGGGCCUGGCUCUGGCCCCAACCCUGGCCCCCAGGACACAUGGGAAUGGGGUGGCUGCAGCCAUGACAUGGACUUUGGAGAGAAGUUCUCUCGGGAUUUCUUGGAUUCCAGGGAAGCUCCUCGGGACAUCCAGGCACGAAUGCGAAUCCACAACAACAGAGUGGGGCGCCAGGUGGUCACAGAAAACCUGAAGCGGAAAUGCAAGUGCCAUGGCACAUCAGGCAGCUGCCAGUUCAAGACCUGCUGGAGAGCUGCCCCGGAGUUCCGGGCCGUGGGAGCAGCACUGCGGGAGCGGCUGGGCCGGGCCAUCUUCAUCGACACCCACAACCGCAAUUCGGGGGCCUUCCAACCCCGCCUGCGUCCCCGCCGCCUCUCAGGAGAGCUGGUCUACUUUGAGAAGUCUCCUGACUUCUGCGAGCGUGACCCCGCGGUGGGCUCCCCAGGCACCAGGGGCCGGGCCUGCAACAAGACCAGCCGCCUGCUGGACGGCUGUGGCAGCCUGUGCUGCGGCCGGGGGCACAACGUGCUGCGACAGACACGAGUCGAGCGCUGUCACUGCCGCUUCCACUGGUGUUGCUACGUGCUGUGUGAUGAGUGCAAGGUGGCAGAGUGGGUCAAUGUGUGCAAGUGAGGGGCUGCCUGGCGGCGGAGCUGGGGAGCGGGAGGGGCACCCUUCAUCUGCUGCUGAUCUCCGGCCAGGGGCCAGGGUCGGUCUUCACAACUGGAGCUUCAAAAUAUCUGCCUGCCUUUGCAGGUGGUGGCAGGGCCAGGCGGGAGCCUGCUGUGCAGCCUGCCCCCUCUCCCCACCCCCCAGGCAGCUGGACGGAAGCUGUCAGUCCUCUGUUGCUCCUUUUUGGGGUUUCUUUUCUCUGAAGGCACACUCCGCAGUGCUCAGGGGCUAUUCCCGGCGCUGUGAUCAGGAGGGACUUCUGGCAGUGCUCCAGGAGAUCAUACUUGGUGCUGGGGGACAAAUUGGCAUUGACUGUGUGCAUGACCACACCCCUCUGUACUGUACUACCUGUCUCUUCUUCCUGUCUUCUCUUUCUCAUUCCACCCUACGGCUUUCUUUGUUCCCCUCGCCCCUGUCCCUCUCUAUCCUACACCUGGCUGUACUAAGAGCUUACUCCUGGCUCUGUGCUCAGGGAUCACUCCUGGUGGUACUCAGGGGACCAAUGCAGUGCUAGGGGUCAAACCCGGGUUUGGCCAUGUGCAAGGGAAGUGCCCUACUGCACUCCCUCUCCGGCUAUUCCUUCCUUCCUUGCAAUUGAACCCAGGACCUUACUCAUGAUGGUCAAGUGCUCUACUGCUAAGCCACUUUCCUGUUGUCCUGUUAUCCCCCUGUCACUUUUUGCUUCUAAAAUACCUGAAGGGACAAGAUGAAAUGCACUGUGUUGUUUUCCUUCCCCGGUCCUGGGUUCUCUUCCACACUGAUCCAUACUCCUGUGUCUGGGGAGUACCUCUAGUUUGACCACUCUUUUCCUUUGAGCUAGUUCCGGAUGCCUGGUGAAUUGUAAGACUAGUAUCUGAUAAGCACCUUCUCGCGGUAAUGGAAGACAGUAGAAGGGAGGUUUUUUCUUGGGGGAGGAAAAGAGUUGGGGAUUCCCUCUCAUUUGCAGUCAUCUGUACAGGCUCAGAGAGAAGCUGCCUCCCUCCAUUCAGAUAUUAAGGAACUUACAAAGGAAGAGUUUUACCUUGAGACUAUUUUUCUUUCAGCAGGAGGGUGGACUGGAUAAUUUAUUGUACCGAGACUUGUUCUUGGUUGCUCUUUGUAACUAAAAUAAAUAAAGUUACU